Messenger RNA from Odontomachus brunneus, 6148 nucleotides. RefSeq lists its product as uncharacterized. The record is from RefSeq and is a predicted model, not a curated record. The coding region runs from base 1942 to 3318 and encodes 458 amino acids. The transcript has 4 exons. Lineage: Eukaryota; Metazoa; Arthropoda; Insecta; Hymenoptera; Formicidae.
CAAGAGGAGAAGAUAUAAAAACCGCGUGCGAGCAUCGUGAGAGAGAGACCGUGACUAGAUCGAACCAAGUAUUAAGUAAUUAACGGAGAGUGCGUACGUUUCGGUAGCGGUCGAUACACUUUGUAUGUAUAUCAUUAUUGGUUACGAUAUUGAAGUUGAGACGAGAGACGUUCUCUUAUAUCGUAUAUCAACGUGCGAGUAAACCCUGCGAGGUUAGAUAAAUCGGACCUUUGUAUAAAAGGAAGUGAAUUCUCAAAGGUAUUAUAAUUAGUAAAGCAUUGUAUUGUAUUUCUGAAUUACGCGAGCGGUUUGUGUUGUGAAAAAUGUUGGCUAAAGGAAAGUGAGUAAAGAGACAAGAAGUCAUCGGCAUGGAGGAAUUCCUUCCAAAGUCAUUGUAUUAAACCAACCGUUAUUAUAAAGAGAUUUUUCAAAGUUAUUACCUAAACACAUCUCUACCAAGGUCAUCGAUCCAAUUAAGUAGCAUCCCUCAGUACCUGAUUUUCUAUAGUACAUAAUACAAUUUUUGACAAUACAAAAAGUUAGAAUGAGAUAAGCAUAUUUUAUUUCACUCUAACUUAUUGCACUAGUUGUGUAAUGUAGCGAAAAAGAACAGACUCACGAACACACCGGUGUGUAUGAGUGCACCCAACGCGCUUAGCCAAAUAUUGAAGUGAAGCGAAGUGAGUGCAUCCAAUAGCAAGACCGUGGAGCGUGAAGCAGAAAAUAUAUCAAUUUACGUGUUGCGCAUCCCGGGCUUAGCAUCACACGAGUAUGCGAGUAUUUUAUUUUGGUUUUUAUGAAACUGUACAUAGUCAUUUCUACAUAUCUGUGAGUGAAUCUGAUAAAACAUUUAGUUUAAGUAUCUGGAGCAGUAGUAGUAACUCAGAUAAUUAUAGCAAUGCAAGUGCCGACUCAUCUCGUUCAGAUGGAAACUUUAAUAUUUAUGAAAGAGAGAAUAGUGAUGUCCUUUCAUAUUUAGGCAGUGACGAUUUAAGUACACAAGAUAGACUAUUUGAUCAGGAAGAUGAAUAUGCCAUUGUCAAUGAAAAUGGCAACUUCAAUUUAAACCAGCAUCAGCAAAUUUGUUAUAGAGAAAAUGAACCCCAUAAUGGAUUAAAUCAGUGUAUGGAAAGGCAACCACUAUAUUUUGGAGCUCGAUUAUCUUUAGAUGAAAGUUUAUUAAUCACGAUGGUUUUCAUUAUUCGGUGGGGAUUAGAAGAGAAAUCAAUUGAGCAUCUUUUACGUCUCAGUCCUCCAGAGAAACAUCAGAAUUUGAUGAAGAAGAAAAACCGAAUAUAAAACGCAAAAGUAAAAAGAGAAAGAGCAAAGUUUCAAAGAAAAAGUAUAUGAAACGCGUAAGUACUUUCGAUUACAAUCAAGUGUGUCCCAGGGUUUAUAAAUUUUACCAUUCUUUUUUGUUCUAAAGCCGAUAUUCAUAGUUGUAUCCUACAUUUAAGACUUUCUUAGGUUUACUUUUACAUACUUCGUAAGCACUAAAAUACAGUCCAUGCGGCAUCUGAAGAUGAACUUAAGGGGUUAUACUACCCAGCAAAUUUUUUUUUUUCAAUUUUUUUUUUUAUUGGCUUAAAUGAUGCAUAAACUAUCCAAGAAUGAUAUGCAAACACUAUUUUGUCGGGAAAAAUUCAAUAAACUAUUUUUAACAAGAUAACUUCGAGCGCUCCUAAACGUUUAAAAAGGCCGCUCACCUGCGCGCGGCAUUUUAAACGUAUUAUAGCUUGUUGAUAAUUUUUGUCGGUACAAAUCAAUUUAAUUUCUUCAAAAUAUAUAUAGAUGGCGUUAAUAAAUCUCAGAGAAGCCAUAUUGGACGCUACAAUAACCGUUAGACUGCGAAUAAACACGCAGUAAACAGUUCCACGUGCUACUCCGAGUUGCGCGCUCAUAAACGUUACGGUAGUGUUUAUUUUGUUGUUUUCUAUAAAAAUGAGUGAGAAAGUGUAUAAAAAAGGGACGAGAGGGUCCUCUACUCGUGCCAGUCGGAGCAGAAUCGCCAAUAGGAAGCCGCCCAACCGUCACAGCUUCGAAGGCGACACUGAAGAUGUUUGUAGGCUAGCAAAAAAAAUGAAAUCUUCGACAGCAGAAAAUGAUACUGAAGUGGAUGCUGCAUUUGGCUAUCGAAUCAUCAAUUUUCUUGCUGUUUUUAGCACGUUGUCGCAAAUUCUAGCAUGUAAAAAAUGCGGAGGUAGUGUGAAUUUUUUGGAGUCGUGUAAACGUGGCCUUGGAUUCAAGCUUGUUAUUGUGUGUGAAAAGUGCGGGAAUACAACUAUUGACAGUAGCCCCUUAAUUAAUGGUCGUGCUUACGAUGUAAAUAGACGGCUCACUUUGGCUAUGAGACUUAUUGGUAUCGGAAUUCAAGGAAUAAGUAAAUUUUGCGCCUUUAUGUGCCUCCCAAAACCGGUCUUUCAAAAGUCGUAUGAUGAAAUCGUGCAAAGUAUAGCUGUAGCAACGGACGCUGUAAAAUCAAAAGUGUUACGGAAAGCUGCCGAGGAGGAAAAGAAAAUUUCUGUUGAAAAAGGUCAGCUUGAGGGACUAACAGUGUCGAGAGACGACUCGUGGAGAAAGCGCGGCUUCUCUUCUCUCUAUGGCUUCACAAGUUUGAUUGGUUGGUUUUCAGGAAAAGUUAUAGAUAUUUGUGUGAAAUCAAAGUACUGCAAAGAGUGUGAAUAUUGGCAGACAAAAGAGGGCACCGCCGAGUGUGAUGAAUGGCACGAGUUACACGAACCAUACUGUAAUGCAAAUCAUAGCGGAAGUGCAGGGAAAAUGGAGCCUGACGCAGUCGUGCAAAUGUUUUCGCGUUCCGAGUCCACAUAUAACGUUCGAUACGCCUAUUACGUCGGAGAUGGUGACAGCAAAACAUUCAAAAGUAUUCAAGAUGCCAAGCCGUAUGGUAAUUUUGCUGUUACCAAGAAAGAAUGUAUUGGACAUGUACAAAAAAGGCUUGGAACGAGACUGCGUAAUUUAAAAAAAGAAGUUAAAAAUCUUGGAGGUCGAGGCAAGUUGACUGGUAAAUUGAUCGAUGAAUUAAGUGUGUAUUAUGGUCUCGCUAUACGUCGAAAUACAGAUUCAGUGGAGAAUAUGCGCAACGAGAUCUAUGCUACAUUAUACCAUAAAAUAUCUUCAGAUGAAAAGCCUCAACACGACAAGUGUCCAGUAGGAAAAGAUUCUUGGUGUUCUUGGCAAAGAGCGAAAGCCUCGCAUACGGGUGUAUAUCAGUUGGACACGGGGCAAUUGGACACAGUCCAAUCACAAGUCGCUGUUCCAAGGGACCCUACAAAUGUCUCUAAUCACACGGUGCUGUAAUUGGCUGUGUCCAAAUGCACCGUGUCCAAGUGCACCGCUCCCUCGCAUACUCUCGAUAUAUAUACUCAUAAACCGGCCAUGCCAAUGCAAGUUUUCGAUGCCGUUCAAAAAAUUUAUGAAGAUUUGACAAGAGACGAUCUUCUUUCCCGUUGCUUAGGAGGUUUCACUCAAAAUGCUAAUGAAAGCCUCAAUGCCGUCGUUUGGACUAUUGCGCCAAAAGCAAUUUCCAGCGGUAAAGCAGUGGUUGAUAUCGCCACUGACAUUGCUGCCAUAACAUACAACGAUGGUUUUCGAGGACUUUUAGAUGUCAUGAGCACACUUCAGCUGAGGAUCAGUUCUGAAUUAUACAAUUUUAUCAUGGAAACUGAUGAACGUCGAGUAAAAGCCACAAACCGCUCAGCAUCAAAACAUCGAAAAAGCGCUCGGAAGGACUUUACAUCGCUCAGAAAAGAAGCAGAAGAACAAAAUGAAUACUUGGAAGGACAGUUAUAUGGUGCUGGGAUAGCAGAGUAAAGGUAAAAAAAUUGCCAAGCCGAUAUUUUAAAUAUUUCAUAUAGUAAAUACGUUUUGAAACUUUAAAUGCGUUUUUAUCAAAACUACAUUUUUCAAAACUGCGUACACUGUAACUCGCUCAAUUUUUGUCGGAUUCACUUGAAAUUUUAACUGUAACUUCUUAGAUAAAUUAUCUAGGGAAGUACACACUCUUUUUAAGAUUGAUAAAUAAUUAAAAUUGUUAUUAACAAUUUAAAGUCGAUUUUUAGCGAAAAAAUGGAAAAAAAAGUUCAAACUGACGCCAAUUUGCGAAUUUUCGAUAAAAAUGUAUAAUCGUGGGUACUUCCCUAGCAAAACUAACUAACUAGAUUAACGACAAAUUUUUUUUUUGCUCUAGGUGCUGUUCGGAGAAUGUUAUGAUGUACGCAGAUUCGCUUCUCGGAAAAAACACAUGUUCCGUUUACCACUUGCCAAGACGCCAUUUUGUAUCAAAAGUUAUAAUAAAAAAUUUUUUUAUAUACCUCAAAACAUGUAUAAUAAAGCCUCAAAAUUUCAUUUUGAUCCAUUGAAUAGUUUCCAAGAAAAAAAUUCUCAAAAAAACGUUCAUUUUUCAGUGCGCCUGGGUAGUAUAAUUGUAAUGCAAAUUCAUUAAUAUACAAGUAUUUUAGAGGUCACAGAUGUGUUAUUUAAUUCUCGUGUAUAGAUUAUAUCCUGGUGAAAACAUUUGUCAUAAAUUUUUUUACCAGGGUAUAAGUGAGUGUUUCCUUACAUUAUUGAAACAAUUUUGAAAAAAAGCUAAAUAAUGUAUAGAACGAAUUAUAUAAAAUGUAGCAAAUGAUAACAUAAGGAAGAAUUCAUCGUAAGAAUACCCCAUAGAAACGUCCGUGGAAUCGAGGUGGAAGUAAAAUGGAAUCGACUUAUUUACGUGGAUUCCACGUGGAUUGCGCAUGGAUGUUCCCAUAGGAUAUAUACUACAUUUUAUAAUACUAAAUUUACAAUACUCACAUUUGGUACCGAAGUGGGAAUUGUUUUUGCAAUAGAUUUUGGAUUGUCUUUAAGGCAUUCCUUAAGCUUUUCCUGUAUUUUUUUUUACAUGACGUGGCAAAGAAGUAAAUUCUACAAAUAAGAAUAAGCAACAUAAAUUUGCUUCUGUUAAUAAUAUAAGGCAAAGCGGUUGUACAGUGCAACAUUUCGAAGGCAAAAAAGAACUAUAACGCCCAUUACCUGCAAUUAUAGAUUUCAUUGCUUUGUAUGUCUCUAUUUCAGCCGUUAGAGAUUUAAUUUUUUUCUUCAACUGCAUAUUUUUGAAAUGAAGAUCUUCAUUCUCUGAAGAAGUACUACCACUUUACUUCCACCUCGAUUCCACGGACGUUUCUAUGGGGUAUUCUUACGAUGAAUUCUUCCUUAUGUUAUCAUUUGCUACAUUUUAUAUAAUUCGUUCUAUACAUUAUUUAGCUUUUUUUCAAAAUUGUUUCAAUAAUGUAAGGAAACACUCACUUAUACCCUGGUAAAAAAAUUUACGACAAAUGUUUUCACCAGGAUAUAAUCUAUACACGAGAAUUAAUUAACACAUGUGUGACCUCUAAAAUACUUGUAUAUUAAUGAAUUUGCAUUACAAUUUUGUUAACAGAUAAGUUUUACUAACCCUAGUUCUAGGUGGAAUGAUCCUGCUUCUAGAUGAGAUGACGAUAACUUUGCGAAUAGAUUAACACCUGUGCCUAGUACAUCCACUGUAGAUCUUGAUAUCGAUGUCUCCAGUGCACCAAAGGUAAAUAUCAUAAAGUUUUAAAUUUCUCUUUCGAAACUGCUCAAUAAUAUUUGUUGAUUUGCUACUUUUAUGUACUUGCUGUUUCUUUAAGUUGUUUGUAUCACAUAAAUGUUAUAUAUCCAAUAAAGUUUCUUCAUGAACGCCGUAAAAUACAAACAUUUCAUAUAUUUCAUGGAAUACGCUUUAAGAGCUCUGAUUAUUUUUAUAUUUAUUUUACAUGAACAUUAUAAAUUAAAAAAACAGCAGGAACAUUUGAAAGACAUCUCUAACAUUUCAAUAGCUAAGUGUUAUACAGAUUUACCUGCCAAUGACAACACAUCUCCCUCCACAGGAGAGGUAAUGUGGUAUAUUUGUUAUUUCAAUUAUUGAUAGAAUUUAUUUCUUGUUUAAUUGUCAGUUGAUAUCUAUUUUUCACAGAUAGUACGUUUUGGAUCUAGAAGUGUCCCAAAAUCAAUGAUAGAUAAACUGAGACAUGGAAAAAUAGGCUUAUUAACCAACAGCCUGACAGAAGCUGUUUUUACACCUGAAGAAAUGACACUAAGCAUUGUCAGAGGUAGUAAAACAAAUGCC